AUGCCGCCACCGACUAGGCUGGAGAUAGCCGAGCCAUGGAACUAUGUGGCUGAGAAGCCAUCCGAAGUCAUCGCAUGCGUGUGUGAGCCGGGUGAUGUGCUCUACGUGCCGCAGGCAUGGUGGCGAUCCAUGUGGAACUUGGAUGACCUUUCGCUGGGCAUGGGCUGGGAGGGUGCUGAUCAUGGAGAUUCAGACUGGGAUGAAGCUAUGCAUGCAGUGGCCGACGGCGAUUUGCAGCUCCUGAAAUCUCUAGAUCCACAGGUCUCCCAGGAGAUGAUGUACCUGGCUGCACGCACUGGAGAUGAGGAGGUCGUCGCCUAUUUGCUGAGUCGCCUGAGUCAUCCGUCGGAUAUCCACUGGGGCACGGUGGCGGCGGCGGCUGCGAUCAGUGGACAUCAGUCUGCCUUAUCCCUGCUGCGGAAAGGUGUGGCCUCGCAUGGAACGGUGUGGCACCCCUGGGUGCUCCAUGCAGCUGUGCUGUGUGGCCAGCUGGCCACGGUGGAGGCUUUGCUGGCAGACGGAGCUGCUCCGAAGGCCACAGAUGCUUUGACCGCGGACGAGUCAGCUCCUGAUCACUUCAUCCAGGAUGGAAUACCUUGGACUCCUCUACAUUUAGCAUGCUGGAACGGCCAUGAAGACGUCGUAAACGCUUUGCUCAAGGCGUCUGGUGGUUCGGACUUGGACUUCGUGGGUAAGGAGACGGCUCCUGUGCCUAUGUGGCGUCCAGCGUCCAGCAUCUCUGCUGGUGCUUCUCCAUUGCAUUUGGCCGCUCUGCGGGGACAUCCCCAGGUCCUGCAGCAUCUCCUCGAUGCGGCACCUGAACUUGCGGAUGCUGUAGAUGCAAGUGAGGCUACACCCCUCCAUCGUGCUGCGCAGGGUGGAGAUAUGGAGGUGGUGCAGCAGCUCCUCCUGCAGGGUGCAGAUCCCGGCGCCAAGACCGGCGACGCCGGACUGACACCGUGGCAGGUGGCCGAGGCUCAUGGCUUCCCCGGAGUGACUUCAUCAAGCGCCAGCGGCGGCCUGGAUGAGCACUGA
Molecule: messenger RNA, 1035 nt
Organism: Durusdinium trenchii
Lineage: Eukaryota; Dinophyceae; Suessiales; Symbiodiniaceae
Source: the annotation of a GenBank genome assembly